This is a messenger RNA of Contarinia nasturtii (swede midge), 1690 nucleotides long. Its product is annotated as acyl-CoA Delta(11) desaturase-like. The coding region runs from base 238 to 1308 and encodes 356 amino acids. Gene Ontology annotation, cellular component: endoplasmic reticulum membrane. The record is from RefSeq and is a predicted model, not a curated record. Gene Ontology annotation, molecular function: stearoyl-CoA 9-desaturase activity; iron ion binding. Lineage: Eukaryota; Metazoa; Arthropoda; Insecta; Diptera; Cecidomyiidae. Gene Ontology annotation, biological process: unsaturated fatty acid biosynthetic process. The transcript is spliced from 7 exons.
UCAGUUACUAGUGAAGUAUCGUUUGAGAAGUUUUCAUCAGAGAGAGGGUCUAAUUCUCUCCCUUUCAGUUUUUAUUUCCAAACAUUAAAGAAAACAUUCCGUUAAAGAAAACAUUCUAAUUGAAAGUGAAAAAUAAAGAAGACGUUUUUAACAAUAUUGUGUGAAAGAAUCUACCACAUUACUAGUGGAAUAUUUUUUUUUUUAUUUUGGAUACAUCAUAUUGUAAAUUGAUAAAAAAUGCCGCCAAACGCAACAUCGGUUGUUGAAUGUACCGGCGUUUUAGAUGAAUGCGAUGCUGAAACAGUUGACGGUGGAUUAGAUAAAAAUAUCGUUGAAUUAAAACAUGCAAAUCCUCGCAAAUUGAAAUUAGUUUGGAGAAACAUCAUGAUCUUUGGAUAUGUUCAUCUUGCAGCCGUUUAUGGGGCAUACCUUAUGCUAACAUCAGCCAGAGUUUAUACAGCAGUCUUCGCUCUCGUAUUAUAUUUGACCUCCGGUCUUGGCAUCACAGGAGGCGCACAUCGUCUAUGGGCACAUCGUUCCUACAAAGCAAAACUUCCAUUAAGAAUUCUUUUAACAAUAUUCAAUACAAUGGCGUUUCAAGAUUGUGCCAUCCACUGGGCUCGUGAUCAUCGUGUUCAUCACAAAUACUCUGAAACCGAUGCUGAUCCACAUAAUGCAACACGUGGUUUCUUUUUCGCUCACGUUGGAUGGUUGCUGUGCAAAAAACAUCCAGAAGUCAAGGCAAAAGGCAAAGGUUUGGACAUUUCCGACCUUGAAGCUGACCCAGUAUUGCAUUUCCAAAAAAAAUACUACUUGAUUUUAAUGCCAAUUGCUUGUUUCAUCUUGCCAACAUUGAUCCCAUGGUAUUUCUGGGGUGAGACAUUGAAAAAUGCUUGGUUCGUAGCCGCAAUGUUCCGAUGGACUUUUGUGUUGAAUGUGACCUGGCUUGUAAACAGCGCCGCUCACAUUUACGGUGACCAUCCAUAUGACAAAUACAUUAAUCCAACAGAAAACAAAUCAGUUGCUUUGUUUGCAUUUGGGGAAGGAUGGCACAACUAUCAUCAUGUAUUCCCAUGGGACUACAAAACCGCUGAACUCGGAAACUAUCGUUCAAAUUUCACUACAAUGUUCAUUGAUGCGAUGUCGAAAAUUGGCUGGGCCUAUGACUUGAAAACAGUUGAUCCACAAACGGUUAAAAAACGUGUCGAACGAACUGGCGAUGGUACACAUCACACAUGGGGCUGGGGAGACAAAGAUCAAUCACCAAAAGAACGUGAAGAAGCCGUGAUCAUAAACAAAAAAGACUAAAUGCUUAAAAAGCAUACUUUGAUUAUUACCAUUUCAACAACUCGAUAUUUUUUGGCUAGUUAAUUUGCUUAAUUAAAAAAAAAAAAACACACAAAACAAAAGAAACAAAGUAAAUUCAAACAAAACAUUUUGUGGAUCAAAUGACUGAGAUGGCAACUAAUGCGUUUUUACAUUCUCAAGAUUUUAGUUAUUUAUUUUAAUGAAAGUUUUCCUAAUUUGACUGUAGUCAAUAGAAAAUGGAUUUAAAUGUAGAAUUAAGGUGCAUAAAGACAAUUUAAUGCAGGGUUUUUUAUGGCAAAUUUUGCAAAUGUAAUUUAGAAUUUUCCAUGCUUGCUUGAUUGAAAAAUAAAUAGUAAAAUUUCAAAGAAAACCAAAUGAAGAA